Gaeumannomyces tritici R3-111a-1 is the source of this 1502-nucleotide messenger RNA. RefSeq names its product 40S ribosomal protein S3. Bases 147 to 938 code for a protein of 263 amino acids. Lineage: Eukaryota; Fungi; Ascomycota; Sordariomycetes; Magnaporthales; Magnaporthaceae. The transcript is spliced from 2 exons. Gene Ontology annotation, biological process: translation. Gene Ontology annotation, cellular component: cytosolic small ribosomal subunit; nucleus. Gene Ontology annotation, molecular function: structural constituent of ribosome; RNA binding. The record is from RefSeq and is a predicted model, not a curated record.
CGCAAAAGUUUCCAACCUCUUGGCCUGGUUGCCUUUCGGAACGAACGACGACAACCGAAACAAAGGGAGAUUCUCUUGACCGCAGCACCACCAACCCGUUUCCAUCGCCAAUUCUACCCUCCGCAAAUCUCCUCACAAAGCACAAGAUGGCUACUCCCGGUGCCCAGAUCUCCAAGCGGAGAAAGUUCGUCGCGGACGGUGUCUUCUACGCCGAGCUGAACGAGUUCUUCCAGCGCGAGCUGGCUGAGGAGGGCUACUCGGGCGUCGAGGUCCGCGUCACGCCGACCGUGACCGACAUCAUCAUCCGCGCGACGCACACCCAGGAGGUCCUCGGCGAGCAGGGCCGCCGCAUCCGCGAGCUCACCUCGCUCAUCCAGAAGCGUUUCAAGUUCCCCGAGAACUCGGUCUCACUGUAUGCCGCCAAGGUCCAGAACCGCGGUCUGUCGGCCGUCGCCCAGUGCGAGUCGCUCCGCUACAAGCUCCUCAACGGUCUAGCCGUCCGCCGUGCCUGCUACGGCGUCCUGCGCUUCAUCAUGGAGUCGGGCGCCAAGGGUUGCGAGGUUGUCGUCUCCGGCAAGCUCCGUGCCGCCCGUGCCAAGUCCAUGAAGUUCACCGACGGCUUCAUGAUCCACUCCGGCCAGCCCGCCAAGGACUUCAUCGACAGCGCCACCCGUCACGUCCUGCUGCGCCAGGGUGUCCUGGGUAUCAAGGUCAAGAUCAUGCGCGGCUCCGACCCCGAGGGCAAGGCCGGCCCCCAGAAGUCGCUGCCCGACGCCGUCACCAUUCUCGAGCCCAAGGAGGAGCAGCCCGUCGUCCAGCCCAUCAGCCAGGACUACGGUGCCAAGGCUGCUCAGGUCCAACUCGCGGCCGAGGCCCAGCGGCAAGCCGAGCAGGCGGCCGGAGGAGAGGAAGAGGAGGAGCCCACCCCCGAGCAAUAGGAGCACUCGGCGGUCGGUGCGACUCCAGUUUCCGCUGUCGAGCCCGCCGGUGUUGUCACCCCGGAUCCUGUCCAGUAUCAGGAGUUCCAGGCCGAGGUGUACCAGUCUCAGCAAUUCCAGACCCCUCCCAUGGCUGUGCCCACCUCCACCCCUGUCAUGAACGGCAACUACGCCUCCGAGGCCUUCCAGUCGGACCCCUUCGACGAGACCGAUGGUCUGGCCAAUGGCAACUACGGCGGCGCUGUCAACGGCUGGUAGACGCGAGUUGGGAUUUUUUGAUGGACGGCGGCGAAACGGUCAGCUCUUGGGGCGUUUAUUGAGCAACAUUUUCUCUCCUUCGGUUUUUUAUGUCACCUCUUGCUGCAUUAUUCUGCGAUCACGGAACGGGAAACGGAAAGCAGGUUGCGCUUCCAGGGUUCUUCAGGCUGGCUUUUGUAAUUUCAUGACACACGACGAACUCGGUGGGCAUAUGAAGGUUACAAGGGCAAGGGCAGCCAAAAACAAAAAAUGACACCGAACAAACGCAGCCCUCUUUGGUUCAAAGGUGAAGACAAUGUGUUUGUG